Messenger RNA from Leishmania major strain Friedlin, 774 nucleotides. RefSeq lists its product as hypothetical. Bases 1 to 774 code for a protein of 257 amino acids. The transcript has a single exon. NCBI's taxonomy places the organism in Eukaryota, Euglenozoa, Kinetoplastea, Trypanosomatida, Trypanosomatidae. The record is from RefSeq and is a predicted model, not a curated record.
AUGAAGCCGAUCGCGUUGGGCUUACAGAUUCCGUCGCUGCGAGACGCGUGUGAACCGAACGCGCGGCACAGCGGUGAGACGUCCGCGUCCGCGUGGACGCUGACGGUUCCUUACCCGAUUGGCAAGUCCACCUUGCAGAUCAGUGGCAUUCACGCGCGACUUGGGCCUGUGAAAACGUCCGCUUGUAAGAGCAACGGCACCGUCAAACAUGUGCAGCAACAGCACACAAAGAGCGUGCCGUCAUCUCUGCUUCCUGGCGAUGCACUGACGGCUGAUAUCAUUGUGCACGCGCACAUUCGUGGGGAGCUGAGCAGCGCGCCGCGGCCGUACGUCGUCGCUGUGAUUCCGCUGCGGUUUGAUGGUACUGCUGCACCUGUUCCCUCAGGUCCUGUGAUCUCGUCCUCGGCCAAAUCCAUGCAUGCCGGCGCUUCGACGCUGCCGUCCACGCCGCAUGACAGUCGUGUUGUCAACGCGCAGGCUCGCGGGGCAGGCCGAAGCCCGUCUCCAGGCGUCUUCGCCUCCGCCUUCGCCAGGAUCGACUUGCGCACGCAGAUGGAGCGGGUGCGGCUGAGCUUCACCGUCGUUCCCUGCAGCAGGACCGGUGACGCGGGCGCGGCUACCAACCGCACGGUUGCCAACAGUGCGGCUCACGCAAACGUGGGCAAGCGGCUGCGCGAGGAGGCUGGCAAGGCCGCGGACUUUGAGUCGUCAGCGGCCUUGCCAGACUGCACGAUUGAUGUGACGGUGGUGGGCACUGUGUCACCCAUUGCGUAA